AUGUUUCCAGAACUCGAGCGAAAGAAGGAGCGGCGAAGGUGCGAUUAUGCAUACCACCUGGAAUACCGAACUCGUUGGUCCGAUAACGACAUGUAUGCCCACUUGAAUAACAGUGUUUAUGCCUUCCUCUUCGAUUCAAUCAUCAAUACAUAUUUAGUUCAGCAUUGCGGCUUGAACCCUUUCUCCUCGCCCUCUCUACCUACAGAAAUUUCUCAUGAACAGAGCAAUACAGAAUUCCAGCCUUCUUCCCAGAUAGGUCUUGUGGUAUCUUCUUAUUGCGACUUCUUUGCGUCAGUAUCUUUUCCAGAUGUGCUGGAUCUAUCCUUGCGAGUAACAAAGCUGGGAAAGUCAAGCGUCACGUAUGAGGUCGGCGUCUUCCGUAAAGGUGAAGAAGCGGUUAAAGUUGUCGGUGGCUUUACACAUGUUUUCGUUAACAAACUUACUAUGCGACCCAUAAGUACCGGAACACAUCCGGCGAUCCGAAAAGGCUUGGAGAAGUUAGUAAUGAAGGAUGAGCGAGGGGCAAAGCUGUGA
Ophidiomyces ophidiicola is the source of this 534-nucleotide messenger RNA. RefSeq lists its product as uncharacterized. Gene Ontology annotation, cellular component: mitochondrion. The transcript has 2 exons. Gene Ontology annotation, molecular function: fatty acyl-CoA hydrolase activity. The coding region runs from base 1 to 534 and encodes 177 amino acids. NCBI's taxonomy places the organism in Eukaryota, Fungi, Ascomycota, Eurotiomycetes, Onygenales, Onygenaceae. The record is from RefSeq and is a predicted model, not a curated record.